Musca domestica (house fly) is the source of this 2193-nucleotide messenger RNA. It is a transcript of the gene Bulli, whose product is annotated as regulator of MON1-CCZ1 complex. The coding region runs from base 137 to 2038 and encodes 633 amino acids. Gene Ontology annotation, cellular component: Mon1-Ccz1 complex; late endosome membrane; lysosomal membrane. The record is from RefSeq and is a predicted model, not a curated record. NCBI's taxonomy places the organism in Eukaryota, Metazoa, Arthropoda, Insecta, Diptera, Muscidae. The transcript has 6 exons. Gene Ontology annotation, biological process: regulation of autophagy.
CUCUCAUUCUAAACAUUUCAAAGUUUGCUUUGCUUUCAACUUUAUUCAUCGGUUCCUUUUAAACGUAUGUUCGCCUGAGUCGACUUUGCAUUGAUUUGGCGACUAACUGGAUUAGACCUGUAGAGGAAACUCAACAAUGGAACACUCGGUCCAUUAUAUAGAACUUUCGAAGAAUCCAAUACGUUUUGAUGCUGUUAGCCAAUUGACCAAUGUAUUCUUCGACGAUUCCAAUAAACAGAUUUUCGCUGUGCGCUCGGGAGGAGCCACGGGUGUUGUGGUCAAGGGCCCCACAGAGGACAAGGUUAUUUCAUUUUGCAUGACCGAUCGUGGAGCAAUACGCUCCAUUAAAUUCUCUCCCGACAAUCAAAUUUUAGCCGUACAGAGACGUGAAAACUCAGUGGAAUUUAUAUAUUUUCAAGGAGAUCAGCCACAGUUACAAAAUAUUAUCGUACACCAAGUGAAAGCCUUGGUAUAUGGCUUUGUGUGGGUACACAAUCGAGAGUGUGCCUUGAUUUCGAAUUCAGGGGUGGAAAUAUUUACGGUUAUACCGGAAAAGGGCCAAGUUAAAUCGAUUAAAUCAAUGAAUUUAAGCAUCAAAUGGUUUGCCUGGUGUUCGGAAGCCAAUAUUGCCGUACUGUGUACGACAGAUAGUCAAAACUCAUUGAUUCCAGUGCUGAUAAAACAAAAAUCCAUUACAAAGCUGCCGAAAUUGGAUUUGGGCAGUGGUAGCCGUGAAAUACAAGAAAGUAAAGUGACUUUGGGACAAAUUUAUGGUGUCAUGGCUGUCUUGAUACUCCAACCUAGUAGUGCCGGCAUGAUUGAAGUGGAGGUAUAUCUGCUCAACGGGCCCGGUCUGGCACCACGUAAAUGUCAUGUCUUACGCCUCGGUUUAGUUGGCCGCUUUGCCAUAAACACUGUUGACAAUCUCAUUGUGGUCCAUCACCAGGCAUCGGCCACAUCUUUGCUAUUCGAUAUAUCAUUAAGUGGUGAAGUUACAAAUGAUGUUACGUAUCACAAACCGAUAACAGCUGGACGUUCCAUAAGACCAUUUGCUUUGAAAUUACCUAGCCUGCUGCCAGAUGGCCAAAUUUUACAAUGUGAAUUGUACUCUACAAAUUGGGUUUUAUUCCAGCCGAACAUUGUUAUUGAUGCCAAAUUGGGCUGCAUGUGGUAUCUGCAUUUGGACAUUGAAUCAUUGUGUACUUUAAUAUCGGAUCGUAUAAGGCUGACCGAGUUCCUUUUGCAGCGUAACAAUGGCAAGGCGGCUUUGUUGCGGGUCAUUCGCACUCUGGUCAAUGACCAAUAUAAUGGCUCAUUUUUACCCGUAUUGGAGACAAUUUUCAAUAAGAUCAAUAAGGUUUAUGCCUCCUGGGUUCAAUUGGAAUUGCAAAAUCAAACGGCACAACCUUCAAAUGUAAAGACAACACCCAAACUUCCUGCACCACCCAAAGUAUUAAUCGAACAAUGCGACAUGCAUAGCCAGGUCUUCCAAUCGAUUGCCGAAAAGCCACAAUGUGAAACUAUUCUUCUGCUCUAUCUACAAUCACUGUGUCAACACAAUAUUGCCGCCCAGGAAGACCUAAGCAAAAUGAUCAUCAAUGAACUAAUACGUAAUAAAAGUUUUGACACUUUACGCCGUCUCGUGGAAUAUUCCCUGUUGAUGGAAUCGAAAGCUAUUGCCUGCUAUCUCUUGUCACAUUCCAAUGAAGAUUGUGCUGUGUCGCAAGUUGCCUUAGAUAUGUUGAAUAAAAUCAAAGCCUAUGAAAUUGCAAUUGAAGUCUUGCUGGGUCAAGGCAAGGUGAUUGAUGCGCUACGUUUGGCCAUUAACACAACGGAAACGGAACGUAUAUCGGCUAGGAAAUUUCUAGAAGCUGCCCUAAAGACCAAAAAUGACAUCACAUUUUUUAAUGUUUAUAAGUUUUUCCAACUGCGUAAUGUGAAAAAGCAUGGUAGUACGGAUUUUUUGAAAAGUGAACAGUGUUAUGAGUUUGUCCAACUUUAUAAUAGCCUAUAUAAUUGUGCAACACCAACUCCAUGAGGGGAGGAAAUCAUAUAUAAAUGUAUGUGUAUCUGUGUGUGUAUUAAUCUAAAUUAUAUAUAUAUUUUUGUAAACCUCUAUUAUACAGCAAAAGGUGCUUUUCAUUAUACAAUUUUAACGAAUAAAUCUGACAACUAAUUUUAAAGACGUAAUAA